Messenger RNA from Crotalus tigris (Tiger rattlesnake), 6428 nucleotides. RefSeq names its product unc-51 like autophagy activating kinase 2 (gene ULK2). Lineage: Eukaryota; Metazoa; Chordata; Lepidosauria; Squamata; Viperidae. The record is from RefSeq and is a predicted model, not a curated record. The transcript is spliced from 27 exons. Gene Ontology annotation, molecular function: protein serine/threonine kinase activity; ATP binding. The coding region runs from base 1334 to 4459 and encodes 1041 amino acids. Gene Ontology annotation, cellular component: autophagosome; cytoplasm. Gene Ontology annotation, biological process: peptidyl-serine phosphorylation; protein autophosphorylation; positive regulation of autophagy.
UCCCCUCCCCCACCCCACCUCUUAGGGCAACUUUUCGCCCUCAAACUUUCCCGCGCGCGGACUCUUUUUUUUUUCCUUUUCUCCCGCUUCGCUCCGCCCACUCUUGUUUUUCCGGCGGAGGGAGACGGGGAGGAAAAAAAAAAGCUCCUGCGCGCGACGUCCCUAUAUAAAUAGCUGCGCCGCGCGGAAGUUUCGCCAGUCGCGCCCGGACGCCGGUGGGGAAAGGUUGGCCUUUUACGCUCGGAGGACGCGAGGGGCGGCCUAAGGCGGAGGACUCGUCCCGCCGCUCCUUCUCCUCGGCAAUACUUGCAGCUUUCCCCCUCGUUUUCGGCCUCGGCCGAUUCUUCCAGGAAGGGCCGCCUGCCCCCCCCCUAAAACCGGGGUAGAGGUGGGGGGGCCAGGAUGUAAGAGGGUGAUGCGCAGGGACCCCUGUGGGGGUGAACUCCCUCACCCAUUUCCCCCCCCCUUAAUUCUCAGGCCAGAUAUCGCUUUUGAGGAAUAUUUUCGUUUCUUUCCACCCUUACAAACGAUCCUAAUUCCCCUUUUAUCGCCUCCCUUCGCAAAAGAAAAAAAAAUAUAAUCCUUUUGCUCUCUUCCCCCCCCCCCGUAUCUUAAUCUCUCCUGUAUUAACGGGUUUUUUUUCCCCGCGAUCUGUCCUCUUUCCCCUCCUCGGGGCAACUGUCAUUGCCUCCUUUUUAUUCCAUUCCCACUCCCCCCCCCAAAAAAAACCCUCCAGGCAUUGUCAUAACUAGCUUGGGACUCCCCCCCCCCUCCCAACCCGUAUUUUAAGGGAGCUUUGGAUGACAGCAAAUCUGCUUUUUGCUCCUAUAUGGCUUUUUAUGGGCUUCCUUACUCGUAAAUCCCACUCCCCACCUUUAAAAAUAAAAAUUAAAAAUAAGGUGGGCUUUAUGCUUCUUCAUUCCCUUCCAAGGCUAGGAAUUUAGGUUUUAGUCCAUCGUCCCUCAGCCUGAAAUUACCUUUGAAUGCUUGCCUGUUAAAGGGGCCACUUCUUGCCUCUUGCCUUUCCCAAAGAGGCUUCACCCUUCUCCCCAUCUUUUCCUCUUCCCCCCCCCCAUGCCAGCAAACACCCCCUGCCUAUGGGAAGCUGGCUGGUGCCCCCCAACCACCUGCCGCAGGUCAACAGCAGCAGCAGCGUCAUGCCAGCAGGUGCCCCCUUUCUUUGGGGGUGGCCAGGACGCAGGCAGAGCCAGCCUCCUUGCCUCUCCUCCCCCAGCCUGCUGAUGUGAGCUUCAGCUUGCCCUUCCCUUUCUGCUCGUCCUCCUCCUCCCUGCAUUGUCCCCCACCCCUCAAGCUUCAUGCCCCCCUGAAGAACAUGGAGGUGGUGGGCGAUUUUGAAUACAGCAAGAAAGACCUGAUUGGGCAUGGAGCUUUUGCCGUGGUCUUCAAGGGUCGGCACCGCAAGAAAACGGACUGGGAAGUGGCUAUAAAAAGCAUUAACAAAAAGAACUUGUCGAAGUCACAGCUCCUGCUUGGGAAGGAGAUAAAAAUUUUGAAGGAACUACAGCACGAAAACAUUGUGGCCCUGUAUGAUGUCCAGGAAAUGCCCAAUUCUGUCUUUCUCGUAAUGGAGUAUUGCAAUGGUGGAGACCUGGCGGAUUACUUGCAAGCGAAAGGAACGCUUAGCGAGGACACGAUCCGGGUCUUCCUGCAGCAGAUCGCGGCUGCCAUGCGCGUUCUGCACGGCAAAGGCAUCAUCCACAGGGACCUGAAGCCCCAGAACAUCCUGCUGUCGUACGCCAGUCGCAGGAAGUCCAACGUCAGCGGCAUCCGCGUCAAGAUAGCUGACUUUGGCUUCGCCCGCUAUCUCCAGAGCAACAUGAUGGCAGCCACCCUCUGCGGCUCCCCGAUGUAUAUGGCACCGGAAGUGAUCAUGUCCCAACAUUAUGAUGCGAAAGCCGACCUGUGGAGUAUAGGCACGGUCAUCUACCAGUGUCUGGUUGGGAAGCCACCCUUUCAGGCAAAUAGUCCUCAGGAUCUGCGCAUGUUUUACGAGAAGAACAGAAACCUCAUCCCGAGUAUCCCCAGGGAGACGUCGGCAUACUUGUCCGAUUUGCUUCUGAGCUUGCUUCAAAGAAACCAGAAAGACAGGAUGGACUUUGAAACUUUCUUCAGUCACCCGUUCCUGGAUCAAGUUUCGACGGUCAAAAAAUCUUGUCCCGUACCUGUUCCAGCACCGGCUGGGUCCGUCUCUGCAGGAUCCUGUGGCAGUUCUCCCUCCUGUCGAUUUGCUUCUCCCCCGUCCCUUCCAGAUAUGCAGCACAUCCAAGAAGACAACCUGUCUUCACCUCCCUUGGGGCCUCCGAAUUACCUUCAGGUAUCCAAAGAUUCUGCCAGCACCAGUAGCAAGAAUUCCUCCUGUGACACGGAUGACUUUGUCCUGGUCCCGCACAACAUCUCCUCCGAUCAGUCGUACGAUCUGCCCCUGGCAACCGUGGGCCGGAGAGCCUCAAGCGAGUUCCUGAUCUGCGGAGGGCAGUGCCAGCCUUCCGUCUCCCCCCGGAGCGAAACGGUGCCCAUCCCGGUCCCAACUCAGCUGCGGAACUACCAGCUCAUAGAGCAGAACCUGACGUCGGCCACCAGCCCGGGAUCCAAUCCCCACGGGUCACCAAGAUCCGGGGCGGUGCGGCGGUCAAAUACCAGCCCUUUGGGCUUCCUCAAGACCGGCUCCAGCUCCCCGGUGCCAGCUGACACUGCCCAGACUGUUGGGAGGAGGCUGUCCACUGGCUCUUCGAGGCCGUAUUCCCCUUCGCCACUAGUUGGUACCAUACCUGAACAACUUGGCCAUUGCUGUUGCGGGCAGCUGCAAGGGCACGAAAUCAGGGGCCGAAGUUCUUCAGGUUCCUCAGCAAUACAGUCCCAGUCUCCACAGUCCCUCCUGUUGACAGGAGCUCGACUGCAAAGCACGCCCACCCUGACGGACAUUUACCAGAACAAGCAGAAGCUUCGGAAACAGCAUUCAGAUCCCGUCUGCCCGUCCUACACGGGCUGCAGCUAUGGCCAUUCACCCCAACCCCCACGGCCGGUCAGCCUGGGGACGUCGCCCACCAAACACAUGGGGUCGUCUCCACGCAGCUCGGACUGGCCCUUCAAAACGCCCCUGCCCACCAUCAUUGGAUCUCCCACCAAGGCAACGGCUCCUUUCAAAAUCCCCAAGACCCAAGCGUCUUCCAACUUGGUGGGCCUGGUCAGUCGGCAGGGGACCCCGGACCUUUUGCUACCGCAGCCGAAGGAGAUGGGGCAGACCAGAGAGCUCACAGCUUUCCACUGCACACAGAGCAGCGAGAAGCAGGCAAGAGAUCAACAUGGCAAGAUGAUCUUUGGCAGGUCCGUAAGCACCAGCAAGCUGUCAGACCCACCAGCAAAGACUACCCUUAGCAGCCAGCUCUACCAGGGCAGCAGCACUGACAGCCUUAAUACCGAACGGCCCAUGGACACAGCUCCCCCGGGGGCCUGUGGCACUACCGGAGGACCUCCAUCCAUGCCAGUUGGAGCCAGUUCCAGGGCAGUGAUGUUCACUGUGGGAUCCCCUCCGAACAGCGCCACCCCUCCCACGUGCACCCACAUGGUUCUGCGAGCUCGGACAAUGUCAGUUGGCUCUAACAGCUCGGGAGGCUCCCUCUGUUCUACCAGUGGCCGGGUCCUGAUGGGCUCUCCGCCCGGAGUUUAUAUGGGCUCCUCUCCUCCCGGCGCUGAGCCGGCACCUUGCUUGAAGUACCUGCCGUACGGUGCCUCCCCUCCCAGCUUUGAAGCUCCCGAACUGCCGGAAGAAACUUUGAUGGAGAGAGAGCACACCGACACGCUGCGCCACUUGAAUUUGAUGCUGGCCUUCACGGAGUGCGUGCUGGACCUGACGGCUAUUCGCAGUGGCACCCCAGAGCUCUGCAGCUCCGCCGUGUCCCUCUACCAGAUCCAGGAGAGCAUCGUGGUGGAUCAGAUCAGCCAGCUGAGCAAAGACUGGGGGCAAGUUGAGCAGCUGGUUCUGUACAUGAAGGCAGCCCAGCUCCUGGCCUCCUCCUUACAUCUGGCCAAAGCCCAGAUCAAGUCAGCUAAGCUGAAUCUCUCGACCGCGGUGAAGCAAGUUGUCAAAAAUCUGAAUGAGAGGUACAAAUUCUGCAUUGCCAUGUGCAAGAAGCUGACCGAAAAGCUGAACCAGUUUUUCUCAGAUAAGCAGCGUUUUGUCGAUGAAAUCAACAGCGUCACCGCCGAAAAGCUCAUCUACAAUUGUGCCGUGGAAAUGGUCCAAGCAGCAGCCUUGGAUGAGAUGUUUCAGCAGACUGAAGACAUUGCUUACCGGUACCACAAAGCCGCAUUGCUGUUGGAAGGCCUAGCGAAGAUUUUGCAGGACCCAGCUGACAUUGACAACAUAAAUCGCUAUAAAGCUAAUAUUGAAAGAAGACUGUCUGCUCUUUGUUGCAACGCCGUCGCUGUCUACGAAUAGAAAACCCCUCUUUGCCCUACUCCCCGGGACCACUCAGCGUAGCCAGAAAUCUUCUCAUUUCCCAUCCCAAAGGAAAGCUGGCUUAUAUCAAAGGAGAGAAGAAAAAACAAUUCACGAAACAGGGGGGAAAAAUGCAAAUAAUGUUGGGAGGAAAAAAAAUUGUCCUUGGACAAGCAUUGUGCCCAUCUUUCCUUUCACAGCCAGACGGGCGAAGACUAUUUAUACGAUCUCCACCGCCGUUUUUGAUCUUGGCAUGGAAACGCUUCCCCGUCUUCGUAGAUUACAAGAGGACGGAGGAAGGAUCCUUCUGCAGGAUUCGCCCCCCUCCCCCCAAAUUUGGUUCCUGCCUUUGGGAAACGGGUGGACGUCUACUUCGUGGGACAAAACUGAAUGAAGGCGACCCUUCGUUCGGGCUGGACUUCCGUUCUGGGAAGCACGGGCGGCAAAGAUCCCUCCACCUCAAGCCGUCGGGAACCCGGAUUAAUUUUGCAAAAAAUAUAUAUAUAUGCACAUGUAUUAAAUAACCGAAAAGGAAAAGGACAGACUUUUAUUGAAUCGAACCUUUAGCAACCGUAGACGCACGACCUUGAUGAUCUUCCCGAUCCCUCUCGCCCAAAUACUUUAUAUUGCACUAAUUUACUAAACUGUGUUAUCAGUGGGGUGUUUUUAUAUAUAUAUAUAUAUAUAAUUAAAAAAAAAACAAUUACAGAAAAGGCACAACUAUCCAUUCUUCCUGGCGGGGCAGAGACUGCCCCGCCAGGAAGAAUGGAUUAUUGACUCGUUGAGAUGCAGGAGAAGAAAGAACGUCGUCUCGUCCCCCCCCCCCCCAAAAAAAAAACCCUCCUGAAUUUUUUUCAACCUGCAGCUUCGUUAGGAGACGUUUCGAAGUCGUGUAGAUGUGUCGUAAGGUGAAUUCUUUCAUUUUUUUUUUAAUAGCCUUUUAUCUAAUACUUGAGUAAUCGUCUGGAGUGGUGUUUCUCAAUCGUCUCGACUUUGAAAAGAGGUGGGGACUUCAACUCCCAGAAUUCUCCAGCUAGCUGUAGCUGGCUGGGGAAUUCUGGGAGUUGAAGUCUUUACACGUCUUAGCAUGGCUGAGAUGGAGAAAAACUCACUUUGGGUAACAUUCUGACAUGGUUUCCUGCCCUGUCCUAUAUAUCAAGGCUUGCUUGAUUGCUUAAUUCUUCGGUUGCAUGCCACGUUGUGUCCCUCCUUAAACCAGAGGUCAAAAAAAAAAAUUAGACACAGCUGCCACAGCUGGUUGGAACAGGGUGUUUUUUGUAGCAGAAGUUUUUUUUUAAAAAAAGAUAAAAAAAAAUAGCAAAGCAUUAAGAAAUAAUUAUAAUCAGGUUUAUUUGGAGCAGCUUUUGAGGAGUUCUCGUCUUCCCUCCCCUAUCCUUUGUUCAACUUGAAAAGUUCUUUUUGAGAAAUCCAAAAUUUCAUAGCUAGUCCCCUCUUUAGCUUCUAAGAGGUUUUCUUAACUGCCAUCAUCAUUUGAAAGGCGGAAAAAUAAUAGCUUGUUUAUAACGGGAUCAUUUCAAUCUUUUUUUUUUUUUUUUUUUAAAGUCAAACCUCUCUGGAUGGACGUUGAUGGGCAUUUCAGCCUCAUCCACUUUUACGGAGCGUGAAGAAAAUGUGUUUUGUGUGUGCGUGUUUUUCCUCUCCUUUUUCCCUCCCCCCCCCAAUACUUUUAUUUAUCAGCACAAGCAAUUUUGGAAGUUGAUUUUGAAAGUGUUUUUUUUUCUUUUUCUUUUUAAUUUAUACGACGUUUGUAUUUUUAGAUCUUUAAUACCGUGUUUCUACUACUACCUCUCCUUUGUAACUGCAUGCGUUUACUUCUCAACCCGUAGUGUAACAACUGAAGAGAGAAACCCUGUUGAUAACUUUUAUUAUGGCCUGUAUAAAUGUAUAUUAAAGUUCAAAAACAAACAAACGAGCGAAACAAUAAUAAACUGACACUCAGAUGUUCCUA